Messenger RNA from Bufo bufo (common toad), 1816 nucleotides. RefSeq names its product small glutamine rich tetratricopeptide repeat co-chaperone alpha (gene SGTA). Gene Ontology annotation, molecular function: molecular adaptor activity; protein binding. The record is from RefSeq and is a predicted model, not a curated record. Lineage: Eukaryota; Metazoa; Chordata; Amphibia; Anura; Bufonidae. The transcript is spliced from 11 exons. Bases 131 to 1081 code for a protein of 316 amino acids. Gene Ontology annotation, biological process: post-translational protein targeting to endoplasmic reticulum membrane. Gene Ontology annotation, cellular component: TRC complex; membrane.
GCUCCGUGUACAUAGCGCGCUACGUAUACACGUCACUUCCUGCGCUGACUUCACGGCACCAGCAACUUCCGUAUCCGCUUCCAGGGACGGUGGUCGCAUGUGUGGAGAGUUGGUGCUGUCUACAUAAACCAUGGCAGAUAAGAAGCGUUUGGCAUUUUCCAUCAUCCAGUAUCUGCAGGACCAGCUUCAUAAUGGUGGACUUUCCUCUGAUGCUCAGGAGAGUCUGGAAGUUGCAAUCCAGUGUCUGGAAACAGCAUUUGAUGUGUCCAUGGAAGAUCAAAGCUUGGCCGUAUCACAAACCCUGCCAGAGUUAUUUGCUGCAGCUACACUACAGGAAUCUUCACAAACGACAUCAGACUGUGCACCUCCAACAGACGAGGAUGUAGCAGAAGCUGAAUGGCUGAAAACAGAAGGUAAUGAGCAGAUGAAGGUAGAAAACUUUGAGAGUGCGAUCGCUUUCUACACUAAAGCCAUUGAUCUGAACCCAAGGAAUGCGGUGUACUUCUGCAACAGGGCGGCAGCUUACAGUAAAAUAGGGAACUAUGCUGGAGCAGUUCGCGACUGUGAAGAAGCAAUUACAAUAGAUCCCAGUUACAGCAAAGCCUAUGGUAGAAUGGGGCUGGCUCUUUCAAGUUUGAAUAAGCACGCCGAAGCUGUGGGCUUCUACAAGAGAGCCUUGGAGUUAGACCCAGACAAUGACACUUAUAAAUCAAACCUUAAAAUUGCAGAACAGAAGAUGAAAGAAAUUCCUAGUCCAAUGGGUGCCCCUGGAGGCUUUGAUAUAGCAGGACUGCUGAAUAACCCCGGCUUCAUGAGCAUGGUAAGUGGCUCGGCAUCAAACCUCAUGAAUAAUCCUCAAGUACAACAGUUAAUGUCUGGUAUGAUUACUGGCCCUGGCAAUCCUAUGGCUGGAGCGGCAGCUGCAGGAAACACACCUCCCACUGACCUGGCUAGUCUUAUACAAGCAGGGCAACAGUUUGCUCAACAAAUGCAGCAACAAAACCCAGAACUAAUAGAACAGUUGCGCAGUCAGAUCAGAAGCCGGACCCCAAGUGCAAGCAAUGAAGAUCAGCAUCAAUGAUCUGCUCCAGCAUGUGAAGGCGAUUUAUAUAUAUUUCAAGAAAAUUUGAACAGGAAGUACCAAGUGACCACACUACGGCCUGUCUUCCUUUUUUACAGUUGUGCGAACAGUGGUUAUUGCUAUUCUUUAAUGGAGAUUUUUUUUUUGUUUUUUACGUUACCUCAUACUUUGUGCAUCACCACCAUCUGCAGAAGGAUCUGAUAAGUAUGAUUAAUCACAGGGUAGCGCAAAAGGCCGACCCAUUAUGAACAUUUGGUCCUUUUUUGAAGGGUAAUGAUACAGUACAUUGGUGUUUCCCUUUCUUCCCUGACCUAUCCUUGUCUGCUUAUAAUUUAUACAAGGGGUCGUGGUGUUGGUUAGCACCAUUUAUCGAUUUGUAAUGUACUGACUACUUCAAAUAACCCACAUUCUGUUCCUGGUGCACAGAUAUUGCUAGAAAAAAAGUGAAACUUUUGGUUUUGGACUGGGUUUGUGGUUCCUAACAGAAAGCGAGUACCUGAUUGUCGUCCCGGCAUGACCUGCACAAUACACGUGAAAAAGGACAGGUGUUUUGCUGUCUUCAGGUGCGCUCCACUCUCUCAAUUUUCUGUCUGGAAUUUACAGAAACUGUUUCUAGGUCCUGGAGCUCCUCGUAGUUGACCCGGUGUGAAAUAUUGUAAGUGAUUAAUUCUGGCCGCCAAAUGUUUUCCAUGCAUAAUGCAUUUUAAUAAAGAAUGACGGAGUGCUAAAAUUAAA